Messenger RNA from Anolis carolinensis (green anole), 7090 nucleotides. RefSeq names its product transducin beta like 1 X-linked (gene tbl1x). Gene Ontology annotation, molecular function: protein binding; transcription corepressor activity. The transcript has 18 exons. Gene Ontology annotation, biological process: regulation of transcription by RNA polymerase II. The record is from RefSeq and is a predicted model, not a curated record. NCBI's taxonomy places the organism in Eukaryota, Metazoa, Chordata, Lepidosauria, Squamata, Anolidae. Gene Ontology annotation, cellular component: histone deacetylase complex. The coding region runs from base 883 to 2466 and encodes 527 amino acids.
UUUCCUUCCUUCCUUGGAUGGGUCUUGUUGGUGGCACCCUGGUUGUGAUGAGGAGCUCUGCUGCUUGCCUGCCUGCCUGCCAUCUCUGGGGGAAGCCUCUCCCUUGGCUGACUUGCACACACAUACACAGCACACACACACUUCCCAAAGACACACAAACUGCGAGGGAAGGAGUGAGCGGUGUCGGCUGCACCUCCUGACCGCCAUCUCGCCCCCAGAAAACUUUCCCCCGCUUCCCCACUCUCGGGGACUUCCUCUGGAGCUUUUGUGUGUGGGGGGAAGAAGAGGAGGAGGAGGAGGAGGAGGAGGGCCGGGCUGGAUCUUGCCAAGCUUUGCCUCCACGCUUUGGGGAGGAAAAAGACGGCGGAGGAGAGUGUCCCACCCGCCAAAGGGCGCCUGUCCCUGGGGGCGGCGCUUCUUCAUCAACAUCACCAUCACUAUUAUUGGGGGGCACCCGAGUUGAGGCACCGCCUCCCUGAGGGGACCUUUCGUGGAGGGAGGAGCCUCCGGUGGCUCAGUGUGUUAAAGCGCUGAGCUGCUGAACUUGCAGACCGAAAGGUCCCAGGUUCAAAUCCGGGGAGCGGAGUGAGCGCCAGCUGUUAGCUCCAGCUUCUGCCAACCUAGCAGUUCGAAAACAUGCAAAAUGGUUCCUAAAAAUAGAAAACUGGCCUGAAGUGAAAUUAGGGGAAGCUGAGAAUUUGGCAGCAUUCCCCCGUCUCCCAGAAUUUCUUCAUUGUUGAAUCUAAAGAUCUCCAUGGUAACUCAAACCCCCAGCCUCUUCUUGGCAGCCUGCAAGAAGCAAUUUUUAAUAGCUCAGAGGUCUCAAAGCCAGAGUGUGGAUCACACUUCUUGCAAACCUCAUCAUAUUGAGGUGGGGCUAAGAUGAGCAUAACCAGUGACGAAGUGAAUUUCUUGGUGUAUCGCUAUCUUCAGGAAUCAGGUUUCUCCCACUCAGCCUUUACUUUUGGAAUAGAGAGUCAUAUUAGCCAGUCCAACAUCAAUGGAACACUAGUGCCACCUGCUGCCCUCAUCUCCAUACUUCAGAAAGGCCUGCAGUAUGUGGAAGCAGAGAUAAGCAUCAACGAGGAUGGUACAGUGUUUGAUGGCAGACCUAUAGAAUCACUGUCGCUGAUAGAUGCCGUAAUGCCUGAUGUAGUGCAGACCCGGCAGCAGGCUUUCAAGGAGAAGUUAGCUCAACAGCAAGCUAGUGCCGCACCAGCCAUAGUGACAGCAGCUGCUGCUACAGCAACCACGACAGCUGCAACGACAAAUGCUGUCCCACAGCAGAAUACACCAAAGAACGGAGAAGCCACUGUGAAUGGAGAGGAGAAUGGGGCGCAUGCAAUAAAUAAUCAUUCAAAGCCGAUGGAAAUUGAUGGGGAUGUUGAAAUUCCUCCUAACAAAGCAACAGUCCUCCGGGGUCAUGAGUCAGAAGUGUUCAUUUGUGCCUGGAAUCCUGUCAGUGACCUACUAGCAUCAGGAUCUGGAGAUUCUACUGCCAGAAUAUGGAACCUUAAUGAAAAUAGUAAUGGUAGCUCCACUCAAUUAGUUUUGAGACACUGUAUAAGAGAAGGAGGGCACGAUGUCCCCAGCAAUAAGGAUGUAACGUCAUUGGACUGGAAUAGCGAUGGAACACUACUGGCUACAGGCUCAUAUGAUGGAUUUGCAAGAAUAUGGACAGAAGAUGGAAAUCUGGCAAGCACCUUAGGUCAACAUAAAGGACCUAUAUUUGCUCUGAAAUGGAACAAAAAGGGAAAUUAUAUUUUAAGUGCUGGUGUUGAUAAAACCACAAUAAUCUGGGAUGCUCAUACAGGGGAAGCCAAACAACAGUUUCCUUUCCACUCAGCACCUGCUCUGGACGUAGACUGGCAGAACAACACUACUUUUGCAUCUUGUAGUACUGACAUGUGCAUACAUGUAUGCAGACUUGGCUGUGAUCGUCCUGUCAAAACCUUUCAAGGCCAUACGAAUGAAGUCAAUGCAAUCAAAUGGGAUCCUUCUGGCAUGCUUCUAGCAUCAUGCUCAGAUGAUAUGACAUUAAAGAUUUGGAGUAUGAAACAAGAUACAUGUGUACACGACCUACAGGCGCAUAACAAAGAAAUUUACACUAUCAAAUGGAGUCCAACGGGACCAGGUACCACCAACCCAAGCUCCAACAUUAUGUUGGCAAGCGCUUCAUUCGACUCUACUGUUCGAUUGUGGGACGUUGAUAGAGGAGUCUGCACUCACACAUUAACCAAACAUCAAGAACCCGUCUACAGUGUAGCUUUUAGUCCUGAUGGAAAAUAUUUAGCCAGUGGGUCUUUUGACAAAUGUGUCCAUAUAUGGAAUACUCAGAGUGGAACUCUAGUACAUAGCUACAGAGGCACUGGGGGAAUAUUUGAAGUCUGCUGGAAUGCUAGAGGGGAUAAAGUGGGAGCCAGUGCAUCAGAUGGAUCGGUUUGUGUUCUAGACUUGCGGAAGUAAAUGUUUUAGAAGAAAUUACAAAUGGACCAGCAUUGAAUGUGUGGGUGGAAGCACUCUUCAAAACUAUUUUUAACAUCUCUAGAAAUGCAAGAACUGGGGGAAAUAUACAGAAAUUGGGGGGGAAAUCCUAGAGUGUACAACAAAAGCAACUCUCCCAGGUGACAGUAGCCUGCAACGUUUUGUCUGUAACCUGCACCAAGGAGCUGAAACACAAUCAUGUAGUAGGGGAAGGGUGUGGAGACCGUUUCCACAAGGAACCUUCACCCUUUGAAAGGAAGCAAGCAGGCAGGAGUCCGCUACAAGCUAAAACCCUGCUGUGUUUGGUUUGGGUCUCUGAGAACGUGUUCUGGUGGCUGCAGAAGAGAAGAGAAAAAGCUGUGCCAAAUAAUAAUGAUGAUGAUGAUUACAAUGAUGAUGAUGAUGGAAAGCAAAACAAAAAGAAACCCUAUAAAGCGAAAUACUUCUAGAAACCAAAAUGGGAAAAAUAAUCCUUCUCCAUGCGCUAUUGUAUUUUUUUCCCUUCCAAUCUGGACACUACAGUUGCUCUCCCAAAGGACGUUCAAAGACCAGUUUGUAUUGAUGUCUCACACACAAACUUUGUAAUCACAACACUUUCUAUUUUCUAGACUACUUUUGUUUGUUCAGUGGUUGGUUGUUUUUUUUUCUUUCUAUCAGCUGGAAUAUUAUAACCUUGAGGAUCACAGGCAUAGGUUUGAACUGAAUUUCGUUCUUUCUUUCCUUCUGUGCCCAUUUUUGUAUGUCUGUUUUGCUUUGCUUUUUACCCUUUAUGCCUACAGUAAAUGUAGCCAGGUGGGUAUGAUGAAAAUUUGUAAGAGAUUGCUUCUCUCCUCCUUUUUCCCCUGCUUUCAUCUCUCCUUCUUCUUUUUCUCCCAGCUGCUGCUUCUUUUUAAAAUAUUUCCAUGUUUCACUCUUAGUGUCUCAAGGGCACUUUCAACAAAUUGUGUAAUAAGUGCUUUAUGUAAGAAUGCAGUGCCGGGAAAGAUUUUUACAGGAGAAAGAUGACCUUUUGAAAAAGAAAGAACCCAGUGUAUUUUUGGAAAGGAAAAAGUAGUAGUAUUUUUUAUGUUAAUCACAAUUUUAGAAGCUUAAAAUCUCUGCCAAGAGGUAGUCUGGAUCAUAUUAGAAAUUUGAAAGAACAAUUCAGUUGGAUCCCAAUGCACAUUUAAAGAUGCAGUUUCUUCAUUUACCUCCUCCACAAGAAAGACAGUUUAGUUUGCUCAAUCCUAUUUUUAAGUAUUUUUUAAAAGCUCUCUGAUGAACUAAACUUUUAUGGUUUAAAUUUAUUGGCAGGUACAGGUUGAGCCUCCCUUAUCCAAAUGGUUUGGGACCAGAAGUGUUUUGGAUUUUAGAUUUUUUUUGGAUUUCGAAAUACAAAUAGUAUAGCAUGUACUGUGCUUGAGAAGCUGGAGACAGAAAGAGUGAGAACCUGGAGAGGCAUGGAUUCAUAUCUGGCUGUUUUAUAGAUCCUCAGUCUCUUGCCAGUCUCAUGUCUCAUAGGGCCCUUCUACACUGACAUUUCAUCAUUUAGGAGGAACCAGUUUUUAUGUUGGUGAUUAAAUUGACAGGUUAGAACUGGUUUGAGGCUGGGUUGGUACUGUAAUUACAUUAACCACAGAACCUGGCUUCAAAGUACUCUUUGAGUCUCGUCCUUCCAAUUUGAGGGAGAGAUGUGCAACAGCACUCUAGAGAUCUAGGGCAGUGAUUCUCAACCUGUGGGUGUCUUGGUCCCCAGGUGUCUUGGUCUACAACUUCCAGAAAUCCCAGCCACUUUACCAGGUGUUAGAAUUUCUGGGAAUUGAAGGCCAAAACAUCUGAGGACUCACAGGUUGAGAACUUUUGAUCUAGGGUAAGUGACAGGGAACCUUCCAAGGGGGUCAUAUAGCACCCUGUUAGCCAGCCAUACAUUCUGAAUUCUACAAAGCGCUUCAACAGGAGUGGGUGUCUACCGUGCACUCUACAUUCUGGGGUAUCUUGGUACCUGGGGUAUAUUGGGAUCUGCUGCAACACAUUAAAGGACUUUUUUUCGUGCACUCUGUCCACUUUAACCUGUGCUGCAGGAGACAUUGGCAGCAUGAGUUUUGUAGCCGCUGCAGUUUCGAAUCAGCUUGGAGCUGCAUUAAAUUGUCAGCGUAGAUAGGGGUAUAAGCAACAGGAGUAGUGAAUGAAUGAGAUGCAAGGCUGGAAAGAGGCUGAGUAUCUGUGAAAUGGCAAGAAUCCAAGGGUAGUGCUUGGCGUGAAACCACACAAUUCUGCCAUUUCAUAGAUCCUCGCAUCUCUCUUCGGCCUUACUUCUUGUUUAUUCAUUACCUGUGCUGUGUUUGAGAUGUGAGGCUGGAGAGAGACAGAGGAUCUGAGAUACUUUAUAUCCUCUACUGUUCAGGAGAUCUCUGAAGAACUGGCAGCCAUCCACUUCUGUCUUUUAGGAUCACCACAUUCUCAAAGGCAGAAUCAAGUGACUGGCAGUAAGAAAUUUCAGAUUUUUGAGGUUUUAGCAUUUUACAGUGUAUAGGCAUGUUAUUAUUUGUUGACCACCUCUUUUAAGAAAUAGUGUCUCUGUAGGAGACAUUUGCAGUGUAGUUCACUUUUACAGACAACUUCUCCGGAACUCCAAGCUAAUAAAAACUAAACACUUUCAUAAACACUUGCCUGGAGGGCAUCUUAUCAAUGGGAAUUUUUAUUGAGUGGAUAUGUAUUGGCUUAUAGCAUAAAAGACAUUAAUGUGCAGUAACCAAAAUAUCAAAAAAGUCAUUUUCUCCAAUUACCAAUUCUGGAAUAUUACUAUAAUCACCUCUGGACUUACAGAAUCAUAGAGUUGGAAGAGACCUCGUGGGCCAUCCAGUCCAACCCCAUCAAAUAGCAAGAAAACCACAUUCAAGGCAGGUGGAUAAUACUAUUACAGUAGAGUCUCACUUAGAAUCAUAGAAUCAUAGAAUAGUAGAGUUGGAAGAGACCUCAUGGGCCAUCCAGUCCAACCCCCUGCUAAGAAGCAGGAAAUCGCAUUCAAAGCACCCCCGACAGAUGGCCAUCCAGCGUCUGUUUAAAAGCCUCCAAAGAAGGAGCCUCCACCACAGCCCGGGGCUGAGAGUUCUACUGCUGAACAGCUCUCACAGUGAGAAAGUUCUUCCUAAUGUUCAGGUGGAAUCUCCUUUCCUGUAGUUUGAAGAUGUUCUGUAUCCUAGUCUCCAGGGCAGCAGGAAACAAGCCUGCUCCCUAUGACUUCCCCUCACAUAUUUAGACAUUCUCAGCUUUCUCUUCUGUAGGCUAAACAUUCCCAGCUCUUUAAGCUGCUCCUCAUAGGGCUUGUUCUCCAGACCCUUGAUCAUUUUAGUUGCCCUCUUCUAGACACAUUCCAGCUUGUCAACAUCUCCCUUCAACUGUGGUGCCCAGAAUUGGACAAAGUAUUCCAAGGGUGGUCUGAUGAAGGCAGAAUAGAGGGGUAGCAUGACUUGCCUGGAAAUAGUCACUAUACUAUUUAUGCAGGCCAAAAUCCCAUUGGCUUUUUUAGCUGCCGCGUCACAUUGGAGGCUCCUAUUUAACUUGUCCACGAGAACUCCCAAGAUCUUUUUCACACAUACUGCUAUCGAGCCAGGUGCCCCCCAUUCUAUAGAAAAAUGUAAAAAAAGGAAAGUAUGGUAUAUAGUAUAGUAUAGAAUAAGUUCUAUAUUUGCAAUAUCUUCUAUAUAAACAAAAUGUAGCAAUCGCUACUUUCCAAACUGCAUAGGAAAGUUUGGAAAGUAGUGACUGCUACAUUUUGUUUAUAUAGAAGAAAUUGCAAAUAUAGAACUUAUAUAUUCAUUAUUCUAUACUAUACUAUAUACCAUACUUUCCUUUUUUUACAUUUUACUGUGGAUUAUAGACGUCUGUGCGUUUCGCCCCGCAUUCUAUAUCUUUGCAUUUUUUUUUUCUACCUAAGUGGAGUAUCUUGCAUUAGUCUCUGUUGAACUUCAUUUUGGAAGUUCAAGUUCAACAGAGACAAAUGCACGAUACUCCACUUAUCUUUAUCUAAAAUAUUUAUCCCUUUGAAAAGGUUGGUAAGCUCUAUAAAAGGUGGAUACUGCAUCUUUAAUAUGUAAACAUUGGGUUCCAAUACAGUUUUUUCUAAGGCCAGAUAUGUCUAGGGUUCAACAAGUAUUAGUCCCCUGAUACAUAUAAGAAAUUGCAUUUUAAUUUUUUUAUUUUAAAAACAAACUAGCUAAUUUUAGAGUCAAGUGAAGUGCACUUUGUUACAUGUAAGGGUCAUUUUCAGGGGUUUGUACUUUUGUUCUUUUUCUCCAUUUUUCUUUUUUGCCUUUUAAAAUGCGGUUGUCAAUUGCAGAAUUACUACUUCAGCCACCUACGGAUAGUUUGAAUUCUGGCUUCUGAAGUUUUAUUGUCUGUGUCAGACUUGAAGCCAGCUUGGUUCUCAUUUCAGCAUUUCCUAGGUUCUGUUGAAACAAUAUCUCCUCCCUGUCUGUUUUGCCUAUCACCCCUUCUCUCAUACUCACACACACAAACACUUUUCAGCAAAUCACUUUUGUGUGUUGUAGUUCAUUUGUUUCAAGGAGAGAUUCAACAGAUCAUAUUCAGUGUCUUGAAUAAAUUGCUAUAUUUUGAUAUUAGAAAA